GAAGAACAUCCCCGGUAUCUGAGCUGACAGACGGGGAGAGCAUCUCGUCCUCCCUCGCUCGUACCGGAGGCGGCGGGAGUGCUGGCGACAGGAUGGAGGAGAAGAGUCCGUUUCUCUGUGGGGUGGUGGAAGGAUUCUAUGGGAGGCCUUGGUCUAUGGAUCAGAGGAAAGUUCUCUUCCAGUGGAUGCAACACUGGGGGCUGAACACCUACCUGUAUGGUCCGAAAGAUGACCUUAAACACAGACUGCUGUGGAGAGAAGUCUAUUCCCCCGAGGAGGAGGGUCAGUUGCGUACUCUCAUAGUAGAGGCCGAGUCGAGAGGCCUGAGGUUCGUUUACUCCCUCUCUCCUGGUCAGGACAUCGUCUUUUCUUCUUCCUGUGACCUGACCCUGCUCAAACGCAAGUUGAGACAGGUCUCAGACCUGGGUUGCCAGGCCUUUGCCAUUCUGUUUGAUGACAUCGAUCACUCCAUGUGUCAGGCCGACAGCGAGGCCUUCUCUUCAUUCGCCCAUGCUCAGGUCAAUGUAACCAAUGACAUUUAUCGGUUCCUGGGGAAACCACCCGUCUUCCUCUUUUGCCCAACAGAAUACUGUGGUUCUCUGUGUUCUCCCAGUGUAUCCAAGUCUCCCUACCUGCAGACUGUUGGAGAGGACCUACUGCCCAACAUAACAGUGAUAUGGACAGGCAAUAAGGUAAUCUCUAGGAAACUGUCAGUAGACUGCCUGGCAGAGGUGGAGUCCGUCCUGCAGCGUCCCCCGCUCAUCUGGGACAACCUGCAUGCGAAUGACUACGACUCCAGACGUCUCUUCCUGGGGCCUUUCAAGGGUCGAGAGACCGGGUUGAGGAGCCACCUUAGGGGCCUAUUGCUGAACCCGAACUGCGAGUUUGAGGCCAACUACAUUCCACUGCACACGCUGGGGAGCUGGUACAGAGCUGGGGAAGAGGAGAGGAAAGAUGAGGAGUGUGAGUACUGUCCUGAUAGAGCUCUGUCUGCUGCAUUACAAGAUUGGAUGGAGGAACUCAACCAGCCACUACAAGCAGGUCGUCAGUGCUCACGAGCAGACCAGCGUUCCGCUACUCCGACGUCUCGCAGUAAAACUCCUGACAGAUCUGAAGGCCCCUCUGGAUUCAGAGGAUCCCCUGCUGUGGCCAAACUCCCGGUCUUCCCCCUGAACUCCGGCUCACCACCAACAUCACCCACUAAGGUUAAUGGGGAGAGGGAGGGGCAAGACGUGGAUAAACUGAGAGCAAACCCGCCUUGUCAACCCAAUCACCAGCCUCCAGGAUCCAGACCUGGUGCACCCUCAGGGGGAAACCGAGGGCAGAAGGCCCAGGGAAGGGGGCUCUGUCUUGGGAAGGGCCUGCUAAGUGAGUCCCAGGUGCGGCUGCUGGUUGGUCUUCACUAUCUCCCCCACGAACAUGGACCAUCUGCCCAGAAACUGCUACAGGAUCUGACCUGGCUUAAAUCCAACUGUGACCUGGUCAGCUCGAACAGCAAAAAGGCACCUCUGAAGGUUGAUGAGUGGCGUGGUCGGGCCUCUAGGUUCCUGUCGCUGUGUGAAGACAUCGCUCAGCUCCACUGCAGCGUGGUGGGCGGGGCCAACAGGGCUGUGCUCUAUGACCUUUACCCUUAUGUGUGGGAUCUGAGGAACACGGCUCUGGUGGCAAAGGCCUUCAUAUGCUGGCUAGAUGGGCGAGUGUUGGGUGACAGCUCCACCCUGGGCUCCUGGAGAAACUGUUUCCACUUGUGUGGGAAGACCACUGGGGUGGACCUACCAGGAGUGGAAUCCGAGCCGUGGGCGUUCAAAGGGGGCGUGUCUGGGGAGGUGCAGAUGCUUCUCCCGAUAGGAAGCAGCAGUGAACUCUUCAGUCAUCCUCCUCCUCUCUUCCCCACCUCUCGUCUCUAUAACGUCAGGCCCUACCACAGCAAGGACAAGGUGGAGUUGUAUCGGAUGGUCCGGCAGCUUCACCUGAGGACUCAGGGUGGCCAAGAGUCUACUUGUGCUCACCCAGAUAUCAUAGGAGACAGAUGUCUCGGACCUUGCCUGGCGCUGUGCCCCGAAUACAGCUUCAUCCUGGAGGAUGAGCUAGGUGUAUGUGGCUGUGUGUUGGGUAUCCAAGAUGUCCGGUCCUUUGCCAAGCGCUGCCAAGCUACCUGGCUGCCUGCCAUGAGGGACAAAUACCCAAUCAAAGGAGGCAACACACACCCCAACGUGCAGGACCUGAUCCAGAUGAUGGAGGAGGACCAGGGCGAGUACCCAGACUCCCUCCUCUAUCACUUCCCCUCCCAGCUGCGCCUGGACGCUCUGCCUGAGCUGGUGGACGUCAGCGUCAGCCGAACGCUGCUCACUGCCCUCCUCACCGCCCUCAAGGCAAACGGUUCUCAGGGUGUGUUCUGUGAAGUGCAGCCGACAGACCGCCAGAGGCUGGAGUUCUUGACCAAAAUGGGCUUCCUGGAGAUCCUCAGAGGAGAGGCCAGGAGCAGAGAGGGAGUGGUGCUGGGGAGGCUGCUCUGAACAUAGAACACGCACAACAACACACACAAGGUCACACACAUAAACAACACCACACACACGUGAAGGCACUUGCACCCAGAUGCAGUUACAGACACAAAUGAGUUUUCAUUUUAUUUUCAAGAGAGAGAACAUUUCUUAUGGGACGAUGCUGGAUUUCUUAGAUUCUGAGUGGCAGUAAAGAGGGUGAACCCACUUAUUUCUGAGGGAUUUACAAAAUAUAAAAUAAGCCUUUAAUGUAAACCCUCAGCGGAUCUUUGCUAAUCUGUCUGGGAUUCUCCCCCUGGCUGAGGAUUGUGAGUCUAGCUUGACAUGAGAGCAGAGAGCUGGAAAACAGCAGCAACGAACUUCUCUUGUGAGGGACAUGAGUCAUUCAAUCAUAUUCAUAUUUUGUUUAAUGGCUAUAAACAAUAUGGCUGUUUGAUGACGGUGAAUCCACAGUGAAAAAGGUUUGUUUGCAGUCCUCCUCGGCUCUUUGGAGCCAUUUUAGCCAAUUAUUUCGUUUUUCUAGGCUCCAUCUUGUGUGAUGCAUUUUUUCAUUUCAUUCAGGCCUCCCGUUAGUUUUGUUUCCAGAUAGGUUAAGUUUCAAGCUCCUAUCCUGCUGUUUGAAUAGUUUGCAGACUCAAGACCAGACCAACAACCUCACUGUUUACACUCGCUUCGUUUGGAUGAAUGUUAACAUGCAUGAUAAAUAAAUCAUUGUGUGGCUUUUCACAAAGUGGAAUUACAUGCACUGACACUGGCACAGACAUCAUUUCAAUGGAAUGAUCCAACAUGGCAAUAUUAAUGAAUAUGUUCAUAGCUAUAAGGUUUUAGGAGAAAAAAGCAAUUGCAUGCACGCUAGAACUCAUCAGAAAACCCCAUAAACAAUCAUCAGAUUUCUGUGCAUGAAAACUAUCAUUCAGACAUGAAAACGAUCAUUCAGAAAGAUAAGAUACACAAAACACACACACAAAGACAGACACACGUACACAAUUAUCUAAAGUUUACACUCGGUUCUGUUGGCUAUAAAAAUAGAUACCUCUCCCUCAUUCAACACCAUUUACACUUGUCAGAUACAUUUCCUGUGUGUAUUUAUGACUUUGUAUGAGGUGUGUGUGUGUGUGUGUGUGUGUGUGUGUGUGUGUGUGUGUGUGUGUGUGU
Molecule: messenger RNA, 3656 nt
Organism: Platichthys flesus (European flounder)
Lineage: Eukaryota; Metazoa; Chordata; Actinopteri; Pleuronectiformes; Pleuronectidae
Product: protein O-GlcNAcase
Exons: 17
Coding region: 93-2516 (807 amino acids)
Biological process (GO): glycoprotein metabolic process
Molecular function (GO): beta-N-acetylglucosaminidase activity
Source: RefSeq, a predicted model, not a curated record